Rhipicephalus microplus (southern cattle tick) is the source of this 2253-nucleotide messenger RNA. RefSeq names its product acyl-coenzyme A thioesterase 9, mitochondrial. Gene Ontology annotation, biological process: acyl-CoA metabolic process. Gene Ontology annotation, molecular function: fatty acyl-CoA hydrolase activity. Gene Ontology annotation, cellular component: mitochondrion. The record is from RefSeq and is a predicted model, not a curated record. Lineage: Eukaryota; Metazoa; Arthropoda; Arachnida; Ixodida; Ixodidae.
GUGAAAUAGUCGCGCUCGCACGCCUCCAGUGCCGCUGCCACACCCGUCUUGUAACGAGGUUCAUGAAUAUUCGUUUAUCUAGUACUUUAGUCCAAAGACGUUUCAUGUGAACUCAGCAAGACUAUCUUGGAACCAGACGUGCGGAUAAGCGUUUCCAAAAGCGAUGUCAAAUGGCGACGAAAACAUUCAUAAGGCAUAAAGCAUUCAACGAGUAAUUAUUUUAGUGUCCAUUCAGCUUUGUCCACCCGAGUCCUGCAAUAUUCCUCAUAGUGGGUAUAAGCCUCUAUUUCUGAGGACAACAAAGUAACUAGGGCGAUCGGUGCCUUGUAGAGCUACUGCUUGAUUGCGCUGCUUGCGUGGUACGCCGCGCGCACAGGUAAUUUGUAAGUAAUCGUGUGUGACCGCCGACACCCUUCAGGCCCUACUGGUGGCGACUGGGCAUAGUACCUCGGUGACGGAUGCGAUGGCUCUGAACAGAAUGUUAGCCACCCUGCUGAGGCAAGCCAAUUGUCAGAAAAUGACAGGCACUUCUGUCUGCUUGGUGCGCAGUAUCAUAACUUUUAAAGAGCCUCUCCGCCCGAAGACGAUGCCCGAAGUGAUGGAAGCUCUCAAAAGCUAUGUGGGAUAUGUAGGUGACAUACCAGCUGGCCGCACGAAGCUUCCGAGUUCCCAAGAUGAACUGCCAGUACGCAGCAUGGUGGACAGCUAUGACGAGUGCAUCAUACCGCUGGCUAGCUCUUUCGCCAUGAAGAAAAGCCACACCUCGGGCCAAGGCUUUGUUCGUUUUGGCCGUAUUCUCGAAGACAUGGAUGAGUUUGCAGUGUGGCUGUCGUACCGGUAUGUACAGUACCCAGGCCUCAGCUUCGGGGUACCCAUGCCAGUGAACAUGGUGACUGCUCUAGUGGACAGCAUACACAGUGAUGACAUGGAUAUUCGACCGCGGCACGACCUCAAGCUUUGUGGUCACAUUUCUUGGGUUGGCAAGACAUCCAUGGAGGUCACCAUGGAGCUCCAACACCUGGUCCCGGAACAACCCAGAAAUUUGCUCACUGCUAAGUUCGUGAUGGUCGCUAUGGAAGCUAAUGCCACCAAAACUGUUCCUGUAAAUAAGCUUGUACCGAAAAAUGAAGAAGAGCAAGCUAUUUUUGAUGAAGGAGCAGCCAGUGUUGCACGAAGAAAAAAAUUCCAGGAAAGUGGCAUUUUUAAGCAACCACCAACGCAAGAAGAGAGAGAUCUCCUUCACAAGCUUUUUCUGGAAGACUUUGAUCCAGAGACAUACAUCUUAAAGUCUGAUGAGUGUCCUGUCGGUGCCAUUUGGAUGCAGGAUGCAAAGCUGACCAACGUGGUCAUCUGUCAGCCUGAGUUUGAGAAUCUCUACAACAAGGUGUUUGGUGGCUUUCUCAUGAGAAAUGCCUUUGAACUGGCAUGGGCAACAACGUACAUCCUCAGUGGACGUCGCCCCAAGACAUACCACACAGAUGACAUCUGGUUCAGGAGGCCUGUGGAGUUGGGCUCUCUGCUCCACUAUCAAUCACAGGUUGUUUACACCCGGGAUAACUUUGUCCAAGUCAAUGUGAACGCAACAGUGAUCAAGCCAGUCAAAGGCACGAAGGAAAUAACGAAUGUUUUCCACUUCACUUUCUCUCUUGAUGGAGAAAAUCCAGCUCCCAGAGUGAUCCCCAGGUCUUACCCUGAAAGUAUGCUGUACAUUGAAGGAAAACGGUACCUGGAUCAAGCCUUGUCAAACCGAAAGCCUGCAGCAAGUCGCAGUCACGACAAAAUCCACAGCACUAGCCAUGGCUCAGCCCACGUAUAGGAAACCAGUAGCCAUCAUGAACCAAAAACGAAGGGAGCAUGAGUUCAGAAACAGUACAGCAGUGUGCCAAACCACCACCACUGGACUGUAUGCUUGAUUUGAGGUUGCGAACGUACAUUUUACAGCAGCCAGACUAACCCAUGGCCAAAGCAAAUUGAGCGUUUACAAUGCUUUAUACAUAAAACCAUAUCUAUGUCACAGGUGCAACUACAAUACGAAGAAUAACAAAGAAAAAUUGCUUUGUCUGUUACAUUUGUAUUUAAGCUUUCUUUACACGUAGUCGUUGGUAUCCAGAACGGCGGACUUUUUAAUGUGUUGGCCUCUACACGUGCAUUUAGCUUUUACUUGCUACGUUUUGAACCUGCAGUUUUCUUUUUUAGAUUGCUGUUACAUUAAUGUAUAUACAUUACAUAUAUUAAAAGACUAAUUAUACUUGA